This is a messenger RNA of Zerene cesonia (dogface butterfly), 2649 nucleotides long. RefSeq lists its product as uncharacterized. Bases 1 to 2502 code for a protein of 833 amino acids. Lineage: Eukaryota; Metazoa; Arthropoda; Insecta; Lepidoptera; Pieridae. The transcript has 2 exons. The record is from RefSeq and is a predicted model, not a curated record.
AUGGCUGCGAUCGAGAUUCGCUACAGCACUAUGCAACAAUUUUUGACAGCAAUCCUCAUUGCGCUAGCGACUAUAUUAAAUGGAUGCUCAGCCAGCGCGAAAGACGAUGGCAGCUUCGACCAGAUGGCCGUGGAAGCUAAGACCGUACCUGUGGUUACCAAUUUAACAACACUUCCUGUCAAGCAAAUUAAACAACAACUUACCCCAACAUUCAACCAAACGUUUAAAAUUGAACAAAGGCCGCCCAGUAAACCGCCGAUCUAUCUCACUCCAGAUAAAAAGUAUUACGUCCCCGUCAAACAUUUCUACAAGCCUCCACCACCGAGACACGUGUAUACCAAAGAACCUUUAAAAGUUACAAAUGGCAUUUAUCAAUUUCCUGGUGUGUUGCAUUACAAUGUUAAGCCACCAGGUCCGCAAACCCAACAUUAUUACAAUAAGCCCACUCCUCAUCCCCAGCCUCAGCCGUUGGUAUAUGCUGCAACGACAGGAAAACCUUUAACAGUACCAAAAGCUCCUAUAAAGAUAAGUAUCCCGGUCCAGACUGUCAAUGGUAUCAGGACGGAUUACAUUAAACCACCCUAUAUCAAUAUCUACAACUAUACUACAACAACAUUUGCACCAUCUACGACGAAGAGGCUAUUAAGAACGAAGAGAAUUUGGCCGAAAAGGAUUUUAGAAAAAAUGAAUAACACUGUGGCAAAUAAAACUAGCUCAAUCGAUACGAAUACAAUUAGUAAUAGCAGUGACUUUGACCGUGUCGGUUCGUCUAGUUCACAUCAACGUGUUUUCGCUUAUGGCGAUAAAUCUGUAACACAAUCAACAAAAAGCCUCGAAUCAACGACAAAAGGAUAUAUAAGAGUUACAAGAGCUUCUAAAAAUAGGACAACAACGACACAAGCAACUGUGGAACACAUUGGGGCAAAUGAAUGGGUUCCGAUACGUCCGUCACAUUUUGCAAAAGUCAAAAAACCAGCGACAUAUCGAAGAAAACGUUCAGUUGAUGCAUAUUUCGAUAACCAAGCAGAUGAUUACUUUUCUAACAACUACGCCUCAAACUUGUACAAAGACAAUGAACUAGAUAUAUUUUAUAAAUAUCAGCAACCUAAAAAUAACUAUCAAAGCCGUCGACCGGGACGUGCAUAUGGAAACCAACGACCAACAAGUAUAUUUGUUAAUCCUUCUGAUAGUUAUGUUUCACACAAUCGACCCAUUGUUGAGUUUACAGAUGAACAGCCCGAGCCAAAUCAAAUAAAAAAUCCAUUGUAUUUGCACACUUAUGGCCUGAUUCCAGUAAAGGAGUCAUUGCGCAGUUCCAAGCCAGCUAUACCACAGACCAAUGCGAUGAUAUUUGGUAAAAAAAAGCGACCAACAACUGUAACACAUGCUCCACAAUUCGAUUUAAGCGAACUGCAAGCCGAAGCAAGCAGCAAAUCAAAGGUAUAUACGAAGAUUAAGCAUCAUCAUCAUCAUCACCAUCAUCGUUACAUUAAAACUGUUGAAAAACCUGUGAACGUUCCUUACAAAGUUGAAGUGCCUAAACCUUAUCCCGUCGAGAAAAAAGUGCCUGUGCCGGUACCAGUAGAGAAAAUUAAAGUAGUUAAUAGACCAUACCCGGUUACUGUGGAGAAAAAAGUUCCGUACCCUGUUCAUAUCAAAGUUCCCCAACCGGUUCCAGUUAAAGUUAUAGAAAAAGAGUAUAUACCGAGACCAUUUCCUGUCAUUCAUCAAAUUCCAGUCAUAAAACAGGUAGAAGUAAAAGUUCCCCAACCGGUUCCAGUACAAGUUGAAAAACGCGUUCCAUAUCCGGUUCAAGUGGCGGUCCCUGUUGACAAACCAUAUCCUGUGCCUGUGCAAGUUGAGAAAAGAGUUCCAUAUCCAGUACCUUUUAAAAUUCUUAUUCCGCAACCUUUCCCUAUCGAAAAGAAGGUCCCAUUCCCUAUCGAAGUUAAAGUCAGAGAACCGGUGGAAGUUAUCAAACACGUACCUAUUAGGGUACCGUAUCCGAAACCUUAUCCGGUAAAAGUUCCUCAUCCGAUACACGUGCCAGUCGAGAAAAGAGUCCCUUAUCCCGUUGAAGUUGAGAAAAAGGUGCCAGUACGGGUCGAGGUACCAGUACCUCAUAGGGUGGAGGUUGAAAAGAAAGUUCCCAUUUACAUUCCCAAACCGUAUCCCGUUGAGAAAAGAGUGCCUUAUCCAGUUAAAGUUCCAUAUCCAGUCAAGGUGCCGGUCAAAGUGCCAGUCCAGGUGCCAGUAGAGGUCCCAGUGUACAUACACCAUCCCUUCCAAAUUAUCAACGAUGAUAAUAUUCAAGGAGGUAGUUCAGUUCAUCAUUUGAUCGCAGGAGUCACGGCGGAUAUGAUGGGAGGUAGCGGCCCCGACGAGGAGGUCACGGGGACUCCCAACGGAGUCACCGUCAACGGGAUGUCGGGCUACGACGAUGUCUAUCAGUCAGACUACCAGGUCACCACGGCAACCCCCUCAACCGCCGCCACCGAAUAAUUUAAGAAAUAGAAUAAUUUACUGUUUAAUUUAAUGCAUAAACGUUGUGUGUGCUUAUUUAUAAAACGUGGGACGCUGUGAUAUUAUGUGUACGAACAUUUUACUUAAAUACUCUCAAUCCCGCCUAAACAUUCGACCAAAGAAAAA